GACCGGAGCCUUCUCGGAACCCCAUGGUGUCCCGUCCUAUUCAGAGGCAGCGGAGACGCGACGCUCCCGCUUCGAAAACUGGGAGGAGUUUCUGAGUCGCGGGGACCGGCCGCUCAAGGAGGCCGAGUAACCCUCGCUGCCACCACCAUGAACGCAUUCAAAGUCACCAAGUCCUGGAUGAAGUUCUCGGAGACAAGGACAACAUCAGACUCAACGGGUCAU
Messenger RNA from Geodia barretti, 222 nucleotides. Lineage: Eukaryota; Metazoa; Porifera; Demospongiae; Tetractinellida; Geodiidae. The record is from the annotation of a GenBank genome assembly.